AAGUAAAUUAGUGAGAAAUACAUAUUAGAUGAAACAGAAUAAAGGGGAAGGGGUAGGAUCUUGAAAGGAGUGGGAAAUAACGAACGUAACAACGUCUGCGAGAGUCGUGUCGCUACUUCCGAGCAAAUAACGUCUUAUAGGAUACCCUGUAGCGAAGAAAUAGUUCUGUCAAGAUGUCAAGGCCAAUCCUUAGCAGGCCGCGUACACGCGUAUAUGGAUGCAACUAUGACAAAGGAGAAUCAUAUUAUAAGCCAAUGGUCGACCACUUGGAUCGAAAAUACAGUUCUCGACCGCUUUUCUCUGAACCAAGAACUUCAUUGGCUGACGAGAUCGCAGCCCGCCGAGGCGACAUCGGCACGCAUGACCUCUCUGGUCCUCGCAACACUUCCUUUGGGCGUGACCUUGACCUUGAAUUAGACCCUUCCAUUCGCGCUUCCCAAUUGCCACUACCUUCCUUGACUACCGACAACUUGUUCCCCGAAGACGAGGAUAUUGUCUACGACAGCCGUGGCCAGCGCAGUCGACGUCGAUUCGCUGAAAAUUUUGCCAACGAUGUCGUAGCGACGACGCAACAUCUGAAAGCGAAACUGGCCACGUUCGGGUUAGAGGAUGAGGUCGAUGCUGUAUUAAGAAAACCACGACGCCUACGUCAAGGACAGGAUCAAGUUGAUAAUAUUCUCAGUUCAAGGAAAAAUCUGCAAGACAUAAAAUCAAUUAGCGAAGAGGCAGAAAGUACGUUUAAAAGACGUUCGAAGCUUUUUGACGAAACCGAUCGAUUAGAAGAGAGUAAACCAAUGCUUACGAAAUGGUCGAAAUUAAUUAACGAGGACGAAAGUUCAGUGUCCGCUAAUGCUGCUGCGACAAGGGCUAUGCAAACCAAAGCUCGUUUGAACGACCUUGAGUCUGAAAUGGAAGAGCUUGCAGAGAGACAGGCAAAAAGAGAACGCAGGGCAGCUGCCCUCAGGGCAUUGAUCAACGAAAAUAUGUCCGAUACGGAAAAUUUCCAAGAACAAUCUGUUCAUAGCAAGAAGGUUUCCAUCCGUGAACACUCUGAGAAACACGUCCUCUGAACAAGAAUGAAUAUUUAUAACUCAAAUAUGAGAAUAUUCCCUCGUUAUUUACCAUUUACUUUCGAUCAAUUGACUGUCAUUUGUUCCUAAUGAUCCUGCAGAUGUUGUUUGUAUUAUAUGUACUAUUUGAAUAUUCGAUCACUUUUAAUUGACAGUGCAUAGGUGCAACAGAAACAACGAUCUAUUCACAUUACACGAAUAAUACAGAUAUUUGUAUAAAAUUAUUUAUGUAAUAGAAAUACAUUGGCAAUAUCAUGGAAAUACAAUUUCAAUCGGAUUAUCGCUUAUUUUAUAUACCCAGGAAUAUAUAACAUAUGCAGAGAGUUCUUGUAUGUAUUAAAAGUCAUGCUAUACGCGUAUAAUAUAAAUAUACGCAUAUACAUAUGUACGCACGAAUACGAUACCAGCGAGUACACGCAGAUAUACUUAUUACAGCGCACAUAUUUAUUAUUUUACGUACACUAGUUUAUACAGUAU
Messenger RNA from Bombus impatiens (common eastern bumble bee), 1547 nucleotides. RefSeq lists its product as uncharacterized. The coding region runs from base 174 to 1070 and encodes 298 amino acids. NCBI's taxonomy places the organism in Eukaryota, Metazoa, Arthropoda, Insecta, Hymenoptera, Apidae. The record is from RefSeq and is a predicted model, not a curated record. The transcript is spliced from 3 exons.